UAUUGUAGAGUUGUCGCGACCACUAAGUCGAUACAGCAGAUUCGAUUUGUUUGGAGAUUAUUUUUCUGACAAUAUUCGGUUGACGUUUAUAAUUUGUAACACAUUUUAUCAACUUUUCAUAUUUAACGUUCAAAGAUGGAUUCUUCUAUUGAUUCGCUGGAGUUUUCUUUGGAAUCCUUGGAUAUAACCCUGGAUACGAGCAUCGGUUAUAAUUUAUUUUUCUGUUAUUGACGGCGAGCAUUUAUUUCAUAUCCGAUUUUAUAUUUCAGACGGUCUUAACAAACAAGAAACGGUUGAAAAGUCGCGAGACAACGACGAUUCGUUUGGUACUGACUUAAUCGAUAAGAUCAUUGCCUUGUAUUUGAGACACAACACAAGUCUUCGUUGUCUAGAAGACUUCAUGGAGAUUCUCAACAUCGAUCGCGAAAUGUGUGAUAAAUUACCUACUCAUAAAAAACAAAUUUUAAACUUAUUUAGAAAGCAUAAAGACUUGAUUAAAAUGUUUUUCUUUGUAAAGUGCAGUGCAUGCCACAAGACAGUCAAAAUUGACCCAGACAAAUCUGAACAAGUGAAGUGUUGUAACAAAAUGUUAAGUAAACGGGAGACUAAUUUUUUCGUGUAUUUGCCGAUGCAAGAGCAAUUGUCACGAAGCAUUAAGAACAACUGGUCAUACAUUGAGGAAUUUGAUACAAGCAGCAACGAAGAUGGGUGUUAUUCCGAUGUACAUGACGGAGAAAUUUUGAAAAACAUUUUUAAGCUGUAUGAGAAUCAAGAUUUGAACAUUUUGUCAUUAUGUCUCAAUGUAGACGGAGCCAACAGAUUCAAAUCCAACAAGUUUUCACUAUGGCCCAUUCAAUUCAUACAGAACUUUUUGCCGCCGAGAAUUCGUUUCCAAUCUCAUAACAUAAUCGUAACUGGAUUGCUUUAUACGGAAUCCGAGGCAAACCUGAACUUCCGAGAUUAUUUGCUACCGCUGGUGUAUGAAUUCAGUGGAAUGAAAGAAAACAACUUCUGUGUGAACAUCAACGAUCAGGAUUAUGUCUUCAAGGCAAUCAUCAGUCAUUGUUGUGUCGACCUACCUGCUAAAAGUAAGAUACAAGAAACCAAACAAUUUGGUGGCUAUGAUGCAUGUACAUAUUGCGAGAUCCCGGGUGAGAAAGUUCAAAUUGAAAGAUCGAAUGACAAACGGAAAAAAGGAAACAAAGUACACAAGAAACCUGCGGAAUGCGUUCGUUAUGUGGAAGGCGAUGUUGAGCAUCCAUUACGGGAUGAAGUGGACACUCUGAAGAAAAUGCUUAUUGCAAGUGGUGAAAAUGAUGCAGUCAAUGGUAUUAAAGACGUUUCGUGUUUGGUCGCAUUUGAACACUUCAACAUUUUGCAUAGUAUCAGCAUUGAAUACAUGCACUGCAUAUUACUUGGAAAUCAAAAACGCAUUUUAAACUUGUUUUUGGAUUCAAAAAAUAAAAGCUGUCCAUACUACAUUCCUCCAAAGAAGAAGAAAUUGCUGAACGACAGAAUAAUGGCAAUUAAGCCAAAUGCUGAUGUUGUAAGAAAACCGCGCUCGCUGGAACAAAAAGCCGACUUCAAAGCAAGUGAAUACAAAUUCUUGCUGUUGUACUAUUUGCCAAGCAACUAA
This is a messenger RNA of Bradysia coprophila, 1636 nucleotides long. RefSeq lists its product as uncharacterized. The record is from RefSeq and is a predicted model, not a curated record. Lineage: Eukaryota; Metazoa; Arthropoda; Insecta; Diptera; Sciaridae.